CUUUUAUUUAUUGGAGUUUAAACAAGUCCCCCAAGGUUGAGACUUGAGGCAGAGAGAGUGUCAAUGGCACAUUCACUAACUCCUGUUCCAGCCACUUCAAUAACCCCCAUUGCCAAAUCAACCAAGCUUGCAUCUCACAUUCCUACUUUAAGAUUGCAGACGGUGUCAGCUUCUUACCAGACACCCCAUCAUGUCUUGGAUGAUAAACUUGUUCAUCGCAGGACUGUGACAUUGAGCUUGGCAGGGGCAAUGCUGAGCUUGAAUGUUGGUGACCAGAGACAAGCAAAUGCAGCUAGAAGGCCGCCACCUCCACCACCAGAGGAGAAAAAGGACCCGAGUGUGAGUGGGGUGCAGGCUAAAGUGUUAGCUAGCAAGAAGAGAAAGGAAGCAAUGAAACAAGCUAUGGCCAAGAUGAGGGAGAAAGGGAAACCUGUUGAUGGCACAUCACCACCAUCUGAAUAGAGUUCGAAAAUGUACAUGCCUUUUUGGAAAGGAAACUUUGUACUAUUCUUAAUAAGCAACUUUAAUACAAUUUUUAUUCAUUUUGGGUAUUUCUCAAAA
Molecule: messenger RNA, 561 nt
Organism: Gossypium raimondii (Peruvian cotton)
Lineage: Eukaryota; Viridiplantae; Streptophyta; Magnoliopsida; Malvales; Malvaceae
Exons: 2
Coding region: 64-462 (132 amino acids)
Source: RefSeq, a predicted model, not a curated record